Molecule: messenger RNA, 767 nt
Organism: Astrephomene gubernaculifera
Lineage: Eukaryota; Viridiplantae; Chlorophyta; Chlorophyceae; Chlamydomonadales; Astrephomenaceae
Source: the annotation of a GenBank genome assembly
AGCCUUUGCCGACUGGCAGGACCUCACGGUCAUGUAAACAGAGAUAUAAUGCUGUCCUCAAUUGUUCCAUAUGCUGCAAAGCUGCUAAAUGUAAUUUUGGCGCCCCCAAGCGCCAGUGCCUCUUCUCCGCUACCCUUCUCCUUUGUUCUACGCGGAGCGUGUAUAAAGGCGCUCAAGCUGUUGCUGGCCGUAUGGCUUACGGCGCUUCUGCUAAGUGCGUUGCAGUCCCUGCUGGGCACCCUGCCGCUAGCCAUCGCAGUGGUUGCCGCAGUGCAGUGGCACCUGCAACUGCAGCGCAGGACCGCACCUUGUAACCACCUCCGCCCUGGACCCCCGCACCGCUCCGCAGCCCAGCAGCCCCUCCACCCGCUGCCUCCAGCCCUCCACCGCGCUCUCCUCCGAGCAGCCUCGUCCCUCACCUAUAGGCUCGCCCAGCUGUCUUCUCUGUGCCAGCACUGCUACUCCUCCUGCUUCCCCCACCAUGGGGCCACUGCAACAGGUGCGGGUGCUUCAGCAGCAGCAGCAUCGAGAGCAGCAGGUGCAGGUGCAACAGCAGCAGCUGGUGCCUCCGCCGGCCGCAGUAGUGCUGGCUGGCAGUCCUGGCUGCAGCGCUUGAUCCCGGGCGGCCCAGGUGGGCCCGGCUGGCUGAGAGCUCCUCUUGUCGUACGGUUGCUGUCGUGGACCCCACCAGGCCCCAGGGACCAGCUGCUACAGGGGCAGGUGCAGCGGCAGCAGCCACAGCAGCAGCAGAGGAAGCAUGCACGAGG